CACAUAUGUGCAACUAUUUGAGAUUUAAAAAGGAACUGGAACACAUAGCACUGUACUUGGAACCGACUCCAAACAGAAGAUGCUUUGGUUUUGCAGCACACUUUUGUUCAUCCCUAUGGUGAUGUGUGGCCAGCCAACAGUAGAGGAGCUAAGCCAUCUGAUUGGAUAUGAUAUCGAGCUGAAGACAAUUUGGGACACAGCUGAACGACAGAAAGCUGAAGUUUUCUGGGCCAGGCCAACUUCUGUAGAACAAAUCCAGAAAUUAGUUCUUGCAGCUAAAAAGUUUGAGUUACAUGUUCGUGCAGUGGGUUCUAAGCACUCGUGGUCGCCCAUAUAUGCCGACAAUGGAAAUAUUGCUUUGGAUCUAUCACAGCUUGAGGGGAAAAAAUUCACUAUUGACAAAGAUAGAAUGUUGGUCAGUUCUCUAGCAUCUGCAACAAUAGAAGAAUUACUUAAAUUCAAGACCCAACAUGGAGUUACGAUUCCUUCAGUCUCUAAUGUAGAUAUACCAACUCUGCAAGGAGUCACUGCCACUUCAGCUCAUGGGUCUAUAUCAAAAGAGGGACCUACUAGCACAUUUGUGUAUGGAUUGGAUUUGGUAGAUAGCAGUGGACGUGUACGACAUUUCAACGAUGACGAUGAUAAAGAUGUCAUAUCUGCAUGUAAGGUCCAUGUGGGAAUGUGUGGCAUCAUCUAUAACACAACUGUGAAGGUUGUUCAAGACAGAGUGUUUAAGUUCACUAAGGCAGAUAUCAAAGUAUCUGAUUUGCUUCUCAACCAAGAGAAUCGUAAAGAUUUUGUGAUGAACAACUAUGGCGUGUUACUUCUCUGGAAGACAUUCAGUGGGGCUACAGAGGCAGAGAUUGCGGCAAAGGAGGAGGAUGAAUUCAAGAGACCCCCAAACACAUGGAGAGCAGCCAAUGAUUAUACAGGUGUAUGGACAAUGAAUCCAGUUGAAGAUGCAUCAAUUACACCUGACAAAGUUGAGUUCCGGGAGACAAUUAAACUGAAGGAUGGUACAUCUAUACAGGUGACUUCAGACUACAGAUGGGCAUCUGAGAGUAUCUUAUUCCCUGCAUGGGUGGCUGAAGUUCCCAUUACCCUGAGAUGGAAUGUUGCAUGGGCUACUCCAGAAUCAGAGGAUUUCUCAGCAGGUCAAAAGACACUUGAGAAUUACUUCAAUGUGAUAGAGGCCAAUAUUAAACGUCUUGGAGUAUACAAAGAUGCUUUUGGAAUUAUUAGAUGGCUCAGCCAUAAAGAGGACUGCACUUUAUGCCAUACAAAAAUGGCCAAUGAGUUCAAGCUGAUGAUGGAGAUAGAAUGGACACCAGCAUGUCGACCCUGUAACACACACUUCAUGGAUGAGUCUGUCAGGGACAAACUUUGGUCCACCCAGUUUGCAACUGGUAUGAUGUCCAACAACAGUAGAAUCCUACCACAUUGGGGCAAAUACUACGACUAUAUUCCAGGCAUGGUGUCUCUUCUAAAAGAAAACUAUGGAAGCAGUUUUGAUGAUUUCAUCAAGAUACGUAACAAGGCGUUUCUGGAUCCCGAUAAUACGUUCAUGAAUUCACAUUUGAAGGAUUUGUUCCACGACGCAAUCGUGAGAAACACUGAGAACACGUGUGCAACACAGAAUACAGCCAAACAUGAACAUGAUGAGAUUUGAGCAUUUUUAGAGACACUGAAUAGAGCC
Molecule: messenger RNA, 1696 nt
Organism: Owenia fusiformis
Lineage: Eukaryota; Metazoa; Annelida; Polychaeta; Sabellida; Oweniidae
Source: the annotation of a GenBank genome assembly